GGAACUAAUAAUGUCCCGUAUUAUUGUUAAAGGGAUACCUAAAUAUCUUACAGAAGAUAAACUUAGAGACCAUUUCUCCAAAAAAGGUGAAAUAUCAGAUGUCAAGUUAAAAAAAAAUAAAACUGGUGAAUCAAGAAGAUUUGCAUUUAUUGGGUUUAAGAAACUAGAAGAUGCAGAAGAAGCUGUUAAAUAUUUCAAUGGUUCAUUCAUAGAUACUGCCAAGAUCCAAGUUGAUUUAGCUAAAAGUUUUGUUGAUCCUAAUGUUCCAAAAUCUUUCAGGGAGAAGAAAAGAGAAGCUUUCCAAAGAGUUAGAGAAAGAGAAAUUAGAGAACAAGAAAAACAAGAGGAACAAAGGGAAAGAAAAAGACAAAGAAGGGAAAAGAAAUCACAGAUCGAUCAAGAGAUUGAAAAUGAUCCAAGAUUACAAGAAUUUAUUCAAACUAUGAAACCUUCAUCACAAGUUAAAUCAUGGUCAAAUGAUGUUGUUGUAAAUGAAGGUGGUGCUCCAUCAAAUUCAUUAUUAGAUCAAGCAUUAGCCAUGAAGACUGAUAAUACUGUGGAAAAUAAGUUUGAAAAUAAAAUUGCUGAUGAAAUUUUCAAAAUUCAAGAAAAUGAAAGUGAUGAUGAAUAUACUGAAUUUGGUAAAGACGAUGAGGAAAAGAAGGAUGAUGAAGAUGAACCAAUGAUGAGUCUUGAUGAUUUAAACACAGAACAAAAAACCGCGGCUAACGAUGAAGAAGUUUCAGACUUGGAAUGGUUAAAGCAAAGAAGAAUACGUAUUAAGGAAAAUGGUGAAAUACCCGAAGAAAAGAAGGAAGAAGAGCAAGCACAAGAGCAAGAAACCUCAAAACCACAGAGUCACGUUGUUCCAGAACCUGAAGAGUCAAAACAAUCAGAAGAAGAAAUUGCAAUUUCUAAAAUCAAGCAAACUGGUCGUUUAUUCCUUAGAAACAUUCUAUAUACAGCUUCUGAAGAUGAUUUCACCCAAUUAUUUUCACCAUAUGGAGAAUUAGAAGAAGUUCAUAUUGCAGUUGAUACAAGAAAUGGGCAAUCUAAAGGUUUUGCAUAUAUCAAAUUUGCCAAUCCAGAAGAAGCAAUCAAUGCAUAUAUUGAACUAGAUAAACAAAUUUUCCAAGGUCGUUUAUUACAUAUUUUACCAGCAGAUGGUAAAAAAGAUCAUAGAUUGGAUGAAUUUGAUUUGAAAAACUUGCCAUUGAAGAAACAAAAAGAAUUGAAAAAGAAAAAUGAUGCUUCAAAAUCUCAAUUUAGUUGGAAUUCAUUAUAUAUGAAUAAUGAUGCAGUUAUGAAUAGUAUUGCUUCAAGUUUAGGAAUUGAUAAACGUGAUUUGAUAGAUCCUGAAAACUCAAAUUCUGCAGUUAAACAAGCAUUAGCUGAAGCCCAUGUUAUCGGUGAUGUUCGUAAAUUUUUUGAAAAUAAAGGUAUUGAUUUGACAAAAUUCCAAGGGAAAGAAAGAGAUGAUAGUAUUAUUUUGAUUAAGAAUUUCCCAUAUGGUACUACUGAAGCUGAACUACUUGAAUUGUUUCAACCUUUUGGUGAAUUGAAGAGAAUGAUUAUGCCACCUUCAGGUACUAUUGCUAUUGUUCAAUAUCGAGAUUUAUCAAGUGGUAGAUCUGCAUUCACAAAAUUAUGUUAUAGAAGAUUCAAGAAAAGUAUAUUAUAUUUGGAAAAGGGUCCAAAAGAUCUAUUCACAAGAGAACCAACUACAGGAGAAGGUGUUGGUGAAGCUGAAGUUCAACCAAAAGAAGCUGAUGUUAAAGAAAUUAAAGAGGAUGUUCAAAAUAUUGAUGAUGAUGAAGAAAUAUUUGAAGGUCCAACAGUUUCAGUUUUCGUCAAGAAUUUAAAUUUCUCUACAACUUCACAAGACUUGAGUGAAAUCUUCAAAGUUAUUGAUGGUUUUGUUGUUGCUACUAUAAAGACCAAACCAGAUCCAAAAGAUAGUACAAAGAAACAAAGUAUGGGUUUCGGUUUUGCAGAAUUCAAGACUAAAGAUCAAGCAAAUAUAGCUAUAAAGACAUUAGAUAACACUGUUUUAGAUGGUCAUAAAUUACAAUUGAAAUUAUCACAUCGUCAAAACGUCGUUAACAAAUCAAUUGCUAAAAACAAAUCAAUCUCAUCCAAGAUUAUCGUCAAGAAUUUACCAUUCGAAGCUACAAGAAAAGAUGUAUUUGAAUUAUUCAACUCUUUUGGUCAAUUGAAAUCUGUUAGAGUUCCAAAGAAAUUUGACAAGUCCGCAAGAGGGUUCGCUUUUGUUGAAUUUUUACUACCAAAAGAAGCAGAGAGCGCGAUGGAUCAAUUACAAGGGGUACAUUUGUUAGGUAGAAGAUUAGUGAUGCAAUAUGCUGAGCAAACUUCAGGAGAUGUUGAAGAAGAGAUUGAAAAAAUGACCAAGAAGGUUAAGAAACAAGUUGCAACCAGAGAAAUGGGAACAAUAAGAUCCAAUAGUAAAAGGAAAUUUGACUUGGGUGAUGAUGAUGAUGCUGAAAAUGUUGGUAUGGAUCAUAUAUAGACCUGACCUCACUAAUAGAUAGCAUGACAAUAGACUAGUAACUUGUAGAUGAUGAUCAGCACAAAAAGGUAAUUGGGUAUACUCCAGAUCAAAACUGCACCCUGUGCUAUAGCUGUUCCUUUUGAAAACAGAAUUCCUUUUUUGAAGGCUAAAUAAUAAUUCUAAAGAUCACGUUAAUAGAUUCUCUUGACUUUCGAGCUUAAACACUAAAAUAGUAAAGAAGAAAAGAAUCAUGGGGAUGGAACAUUCCUUAUAACGUUUUUUCCAAUUACAACCACAAAACCACGUCUUUGUGGCUCUACUCG
Messenger RNA from Hansenula anomala, 2832 nucleotides. RefSeq names its product RNA-binding ribosome biosynthesis protein MRD1 (gene MRD1). Lineage: Eukaryota; Fungi; Ascomycota; Saccharomycetes; Phaffomycetales; Wickerhamomycetaceae. The transcript has a single exon. Gene Ontology annotation, molecular function: RNA binding. The record is from RefSeq and is a predicted model, not a curated record. Bases 443 to 2527 code for a protein of 694 amino acids.